Thunnus maccoyii (southern bluefin tuna) is the source of this 3592-nucleotide messenger RNA. RefSeq names its product POU class 2 homeobox 3 (gene pou2f3). The coding region runs from base 284 to 1477 and encodes 397 amino acids. The transcript is spliced from 13 exons. Gene Ontology annotation, cellular component: nucleus. Gene Ontology annotation, biological process: regulation of transcription by RNA polymerase II. Gene Ontology annotation, molecular function: RNA polymerase II cis-regulatory region sequence-specific DNA binding; DNA-binding transcription factor activity, RNA polymerase II-specific. Lineage: Eukaryota; Metazoa; Chordata; Actinopteri; Scombriformes; Scombridae. The record is from RefSeq and is a predicted model, not a curated record.
CACACACGCACACACACACACACACACACACACACACACUGUAAAAGUGCAGUAACCUCAUUGUUGUUUUAUGCAAACAGUCUAGAUAGGACGGCGCACUGAGGCAUAUGCAAAUCAGGCAGUGCAGGGUGUACUGCAGAGGUGAACGUUUCUCCACUUAGGAAAAUGCCGAUGAGCAGCCGUGGAUUUCCAAACUUUUUAUUCCAACACUAGCUUCCUUUUGAAUAAUCAGGAGGACAGACGGCAGCUGGAGCAGCACAAACCUUUUACCUGAGAUAUUAAGAUGAGCGCAGACACAGUGGAGCAGUCGGAGGCUGCAGCUGAACAGGCAGAGCAAAACGGACUCGACUUCAAUCGACAAAUAAAAACAGAGGAUAUCAACGACUCACCUCAUUCAGCCUCCGCACUGAAGACAUGUCACCUGACACAGGGCUCUCCGGUGCCUGGAGGUCAGCUGACUGGGGAGCUCACCUCUCUCCACACCAUGCAGCAGCUGGUUCUGAUGCCACCGUCUCACCUCUCGUCCCCUUCCCCCUUCCUGCUCUCCCAGAACCCCACCAGCCACCAAGCCCUACUGCAGCAGAACCUGCUGUCCCUCCCUAGCCAGAGUCAAACUAGUCUCCUUCAGCAUCAACCUGGACUGGCUCUGACUCCACAGGCUAUGAGUCGCUCUGGUCUGGCAGGACCGUCUAUGGAGAACCACAUGGACAUGUCCCACCUGCAGAUGCCCAAACACAUGGCGGUACCACCACAGGAGGAACCCAGUGAUCUGGAGGAACUGGAGCAGUUUGCUAAAGCAUUCAAACAAAGACGCAUCAAACUGGGCUUCACUCAGGGAGAUGUGGGCCUUGCGAUGGGAAAACUGUAUGGCAAUGACUUCAGCCAGACCACAAUCUCUCGCUUCGAGGCUCUCAACCUCAGCUUCAAAAACAUGUGCAAACUCAAACCUCUGCUGGAGAAAUGGCUGAGUGACGCAGAGAACUCACCUUCCGACUCGAUGAACAACCCUAUCGCUCUGCCGCCCCUGAUGGAGGGCUACGGACGCAAACGGAAAAAGAGAACAAGCAUUGAAACAAACAUCAAGAUGACUCUGGAGAAACGUUUCCUUGAUAACCCCAAGCCCAACUCCGAGGAGAUAACCAUGAUCUCAGAGCAGCUGUCCAUGGAGAAGGAGGUGGUUCGAGUUUGGUUCUGUAAUCGGCGUCAGAAGGAGAAGAGGAUCUACUGCCCAGUGGCUAGUUUACCAGUCAAAUCACACAGCUACAGCUCCAGAAUGGCUUCAGCAUCCAGAUCCUACAGCCCUCUGGCUUCAGGCGGAGUUUCAUCAAAUUCCUCUCCAAACAGUGCAAGCCGUGAAGCUUCUCCUAACAGUCUGUCUACAGCCUCCGCCUCUUUAACAUCUCAGGUCAACCCAGCUUCCUACAGCUCACCAGGGUCCUGGUACCGCACAUGGAAUGCUGCCGCGUAUCAUCACUGAGAAACAUCAACUGAAUUAUAUGAAGCUUUUGAAGAUUUUGUUUGAGAAGGAUGUACACUGAGGAUGUGACUGAGUCACAUAAUAUCCCUGUUACGAGGGUUAUAAUUAUCACAGGCCAAACCUUAGACAAACUUGUAAGACACAACGGCAGCACAAGUGGAGGACUCUCACACACCACACUGCUGUCAACACUCAUGCAAGUCCCAACUGCCUCGAGCUGUUUGAUUUGUCUUCAUGUGACGCUCUACUCUGCUUAUAUCUGCUACAAAGAUGAAGAAUUCACAGAAAAAACACACACAAGACAGAUAUCAUGACCACGGGUGGGAAUUCUCAUGUUCGAGCCAAAAAGCUUAUGCCUUGAAUUUAUAACUGUCAAGUCAACUGUCAACUGUCAAAAUAAUCUUGAAUGUAGAAGGAUUCAGGUCAAGAUUCAUUAAGAUUGUGCUAUGAGCUUUUCCUUUAGAAGAGCAAUGAUCUCAGUUGUUGCUGUUAUUACAUGUUUUUAUGUUGAUAGAAUAGUUAGUGUUGUGUUAGUGAAUUUGAUGCGAUCCUACAAUUUCAUACUUCUGGCCUGUCUAAAUAAAUAUGCAGUCAAAACGAGGGGGUUUCACAGACUUUUCAUCUGAAUGUUCAUGACUGCUUCAAAAGGACUGUGGUCAAUUUUAAUUCUUUAAAGGAUGAUAAAAAAAAAAAACUCCUGCACACUGUGUCCUCUGUCUGUGUCUGUCAGGUGCAGGUGAUACAUCUGAUGACAGCUUUUCUCAUUGUUUUCAAGUUACUUUCCUCCAACUCACCCGUUGCAAAAUCAGGUGUGCAGAGAUUUUUUUUUUUUUUUUUUUUUUUACAAUUUUACAAUUCUUUAAAGGAUCAUUUUCUUUAUUACAACUUUGGUCUUAUUAUUGCAGUUUUGUCCAUCAUUCAUAACAGUUUCAAUAUUGUUGUACUGGGCAGGAGGCAAGAAACACGAUCAGACAGCUUGUAAAUAACAAUUUUGCCAGAUUCUAAACUUGAAUUUGAUGUCAAAGUGAAAAUCAACACUUCUGAAAUGUUUGUAAAAAAUCCCUCACUGCCAUCUAAACUAAAAUUAAUUAAAUUAAAAUUAUUUGGUGAAUUUUUGAUGGUUAUUCACCAACCGAGACUCGUAUUAAAGCUCACACCGGUCUGGGAAAAUAAUAUUGGAAAUAAUCCCUCUUUGUGUGCAACGUUACCAGAAGUGCAGCUGAUCAAAGUCGAAGCAGUAAGUUGGUCUGUGAUGGAUGUUUACAACAGAACGUUCACCUUUGUUUCAUCUUCCAAAUAAGGUUGACUCACCUGGAUUAGUUUAUAACGUGUUAGAUCAUAUGACUGCUUGUGUUUAUUACCUCGUCCGACUUGUUUUUAGCGAUUUCACUGUGUUCCCUGAUCUCAUUAUUACUCUUAUUACAAUUUUUUUUUUUUUAAUUACUUAUGUUUUUUUUGAUAGAAAUGAUGGAUGAAACUACAAAAACAAGACCCAAAAUGUAAUAAACUGGAAUUAUAACACACUGGUCUUUGAAGGCCCUGAAAAACAAUUUUCUCUAUUGGCUUCUUAUUAUUAGUAAUGAAAUUAUACAUGAACCAACAAUAUACAAAAUGUUUUGCCAAAUGCAGAACAGGUGUCGUCAUUUCACAUGAGAGAUUGAUGUAUUGGUAAUUUUUUUCCUGAAGUGGGCGUAAUUUGGCUCUAAAAAGUUGAUGUCAUGUGUUCAAAUGGACCAAUCAAAAUCAAAUCUGAUCAAACCACACCUGCACGGUCCUGAUGAAGAAAAUUGGCUGGUUUUAGGUGUUAAACUCUUAAUUAAUACAAGCUAAGGAUGUUUUUUCACAACCUGAUUUAGUCAAGAAUAUAUUGAAAUACUUAAUAUUUGAAACAUAGCUUUCAGAUCAUUUAAACAAAUCCUUAGUGAAUCUCUGCUUUAAGUUCAUGUGUUGAAGUCUCAGUAUGAAAGUCUAAAGUCAUUUUUUUAACUGAAUAACAGGGAUAAAAGUCUGCUGUCAUAGCCGCCUCCUGGCUGCAUCCUACUCUAUCUGUAUCUUUUAUGUGUCGUUAUAGUCUACAGGUGAUGAAUCCUAUGAAUGAGCAGUUAUGGGAAAAUG